Messenger RNA from Pogona vitticeps (central bearded dragon), 2025 nucleotides. RefSeq names its product solute carrier family 7 member 5 (gene SLC7A5). Gene Ontology annotation, molecular function: neutral L-amino acid transmembrane transporter activity; L-amino acid transmembrane transporter activity. Gene Ontology annotation, cellular component: membrane. The record is from RefSeq and is a predicted model, not a curated record. NCBI's taxonomy places the organism in Eukaryota, Metazoa, Chordata, Lepidosauria, Squamata, Agamidae. Gene Ontology annotation, biological process: neutral amino acid transport; amino acid transmembrane transport.
UCGCCGGGGCUGGCGCUGGUGGUGUGGGCGGCCUGCGGGGUCUUCUCCAUCGUGGGCGCCCUCUGCUACGCCGAGCUGGGCACCACCCUGGCCAAGUCCGGCGGCGACUACGCCUACGUGCUGGAGGUCUACGGGCCGCUGCCGGCCUUCCUCAAGCUCUGGGUCGAGCUGCUCAUCAUCCGGCCCUCCUCGCAGUACAUCGUGGCCUUCGUCUUCGCCACCUACCUGCUCAAGCCCGUCUUCCCGCACUGCCCGGUGCCCCUCGAGGCCGCCAAGCUCGUCGCCUGCCUCUGCGUCCUGCUGCUCACGGCCAUCAACUGCUACAGCGUGAAAGCCGCCACUCGAGUUCAAGAUGCCUUCGCCGCGGCCAAGCUCCUGGCCCUCACCUUGAUCAUCCUGCUCGGCUUUGUCCAGCUUGGGAAGGGCGACAUCUCCAACCUGAGCCCCGAACACUCCUUUGAUGGCACAAAAACAGAAGUCGGGAAUAUUGUCUUGGCCUUGUAUAGCGGCCUCUUCGCUUAUGGAGGCUGGAAUUACUUGAAUUUUGUCACAGAAGAGAUGAUUAAUCCUUACAGAAACCUGCCUUUGGCCAUCAUCAUCUCUCUCCCCAUUGUCACCUUGGUUUACGUCUUGACCAACCUGGCAUAUUUCACAACGCUCUCGGUGGACGAGAUGCUGUCGUCCGAAGCCGUUGCCGUGGACUUUGGGAACUACCACUUGGGCGUCAUGGCCUGGAUCAUCCCUGUCUUUGUCGGCUUGUCCUGCUUUGGCUCAGUCAAUGGGUCGCUCUUCACCUCCUCUCGGCUGUUCUUCGUUGGGUCCCGAGAGGGCCACCUGCCCUCCCUCCUCUCCAUGAUCCACCCCAGGCUGCUCACACCAGUGCCCUCACUCAUCUUCACCUGCAUCAUGACUCUGCUCUACGCCUUCUCCAACGACAUCUUCUCGGUCAUCAACUUCUUCAGCUUCUUCAACUGGCUCUGCGUGGCCCUGGCCAUCAUCGGCAUGUUGUGGCUGCGUUACAAGAGGCCGGAGCUGGAGCGCCCCAUCAAGGUCAACCUUGCGCUGCCGGUCUUCUUCAUCCUGGCCUGCAUCUUCCUCAUCGUCGUCUCCUUCUGGAUGACCCCGAAGGAGUGUGCCAUCGGUUUCACCAUCAUCCUCAGUGGGGUCCCGAUUUACUACGUGGGUGUCUGGUGGCAAAACAAACCCAAGUGGCUCCUUCAAGGCAUCUACUCCACCACGGUCCUGUGCCAGAAGGUGAUGGAGGUCGUCCCACAGGAGUCUUAGAGGUCGCAAAACGCACCUGCCUUCGGAUCAAGCCAGCGCACAAUAUUAUUUUCCGAACACGAGUAUGUCUGAUUCCUCAUGUAAAGAAGAAAAAGCCUAGCCGGGGUCCCGUGGAGAGGAGCCCCAGAGCCCUGCGGCGCCUGCCCCUUCUCCCACCCACCCCCAUCCCGCCUGACGACCUUCCUUCGCUCCAGCCGGGCGGCCGACAAGAAGCAGGAGGAGAAGUGGCCCCUCUUUGGGAAGAGAAGCCGGGACCCUCAAGGAGGCCCCAGAACCUGGGGCAACGUUUACACAGGAGCCUCGUGGAAUUCUUGAGUCCCUUCGUUGAGUCAACCAACGAGUUACGCCAUCCUGCGUUCCUUCACAGAAAUCGCCAGCGAGGGCCUCUCCCACCCACCCCCACCCCCAUCGCUGUCUUGGCGUUUGCAGAAAGAACGAAAACCGGUUGAUCUGGCCGUGCAGGGUUUUCUUAGGGGGGGGGGAAGGUUGUCCUAAGCACGACACUCCUUGGUGCACACAGAGAAAGGCCCUCUCACACACAACCCCCCCCAAAAAAACAACAACCACAAACUGAUCCAUCAAUGAGUCCUGACAGCCGCAGACUUGGCUGCCCCGACAUGAACUGUUAAAAGUUAUCGUUGUUACUCAUUAUUUUUUUAGGGAAUCUAAUGCUUUUUUUCCCCGCCUCCCUUGUAGUCCUGGGUUAUGAUGACUUAAAAUAAACAUUUUUUUACGUUCCUA